CUUUCUCUACAGCCGUCUUCUCAUUCUGUCACAAAAUCUGGCUUUGAAAAUCUUUGAUAAAACGAUCUGAAGAGAAACAGGAAGUUAUUAACACUCUUAGUUGUUUGUUUCUUGCUAAAACAGCGAAAACAGAAGCUCUAGAUCUCUUCCUGGUUAAGAGAGCAUCUGCAUUUGUUCAUGCAAAAGGGUUUUUCUUUGCUGUUUGGGAUUUUGAAUGGGUGGAGAGCUGAAAUUGAUUUGCCUGUGAAUCGUUAGAUAGAUAGAUGGGUAGCUCAAGUGGAACAAAAGCGAAGAUAAUUGAUCCUACUGUAGGUGGUUUGGUUUGGGUUCGGCGGCGAAAUGGGUCAUGGUGGCCUGGUCGGAUAAUGAGUAUUGAUGAAUUGUCUGAAGAUAGUUUGAUUUCUCCAAGGCUUGGUACUCCGGUGAAGCUUUUGGGAAGAGACGAUGCAAGCGUAGACUGGUAUAAUCUUGAAAAGUCUAGAAGGGUGAAGGCAUUUCGUUGUGGGGAGUACGAUGACUGCAUUGCAAAGGCUCAGACUGCCGCUUCCAGUUCUUCAAAGAAAGCAGUGAAAUACGCUCGAAGGGAAGACGCCAUUCUCCACGCACUUGAACUUGAAUCUGCUCUUCUAUCCCGAGUCAGUCCAGAUUCGAACCUUGAAGCUGCUAUAUCUAGUGAUGAGAAACUUUCUUCGAAGGAAUCACCAACUGUUUCUUGUUCUGUCGAAGAAAAAAAAGAUGUGGAAAAAGAAGAGGAAGAAUCGGGUAGCUUAGAAGAUAAUUCAAGUUCAGCUCAGGAAUUGUCUCAGUCUGCUGUUUCAUUUGAAGAGUUAAAUCAUGUUAAUGGUGCUACAACUCAAGGGAGGAGGCGAAGAACACCAAACGAUUCGGAAGAUGAUGGAACAGAAGGAGUUAAACGAAUGAGAGGACUCGAGGAUCUUGGAAUUGGUGUUGUCUCGUCUUUGAAGAGGAAAAGAUCUCAAGUGGCUCAUGUUCAUGAGUUCUUGAAGAGGAAGAAUCGACGUAGGCCUCUGACUAAAGUCUUGGAGAGCACUUCUAUAGUCUCGGUUCCCAUUACAUGUGAGCCACAAGUUGCUAGUACGAGUAAGGCUUCUGCACCAGAUUCUAACGAGUCGAAGAGAAAUAUCUCGACUGUUCUUCAUAACUCGGAUACUACAGGUGUUUCUGUUGAUAAUGAAAGCUCGUUAAAUUUGUCUGAUCAUGCUUCUGAUGCUCCUAUAGUUAAUCUUAAACAAAAGGAGAACGAAAUUUCCAGCAGAUUGGGAUUAACUGAGAAUGAUUCUUCUGGGAAGUUAUUCGAGGUGCCAUUUGUUGGUGAAGAUAAACAAGCUAGAGGUUUUGUUCCAGUUCUUGCACAUAGUGCUAAUCAAAAGACUGAAGUUGAUGCUGAUAUAAGUCAAGUUGAAACAAAGUGUCAAAUCAAAGAGGAACAUAAGGAGUAUGUUUCAACCUGUUUAGGAGCAGCUGAUAUUAACAUCAGCCAAACAAUAGAAAAAGGUUCUUCAAAGUGGCAGUCGAAAGGAAAAAGGAAUUCGAGGCAAAUAAACAAGCAUAAGCGACGUGAAUCGAGAAAUUGUAUGGCCAUGGACGAAACAUCCUUUAUAUUCGGUUGGAACAGGAAUGCUUCACACAAGGUAUCCAAUUCAAGUUUGCCUGCAAACAGUUCAAAGCUUAUACCCGAUUCCUCCCAAACCCAACCGCCACAAAGAUCGCUUCCUUAUCGUCAGUCACGUUUCACAUUGAACCCAAAAUAUGAGGCAUCAGAAUUUCCAAUCAGUUUCGAUCCCGAUUCAUCCUUGUUCGACGUCACUUUGGAAGUGAAAACCGGCCAUCCUCAACAUGUUCCCUAUAUUUCUCUAAUGAGCAAGUUGAACUGUCGACCGAUCAUUGGUCACCCUAUUACAGUUGAGCCAUUGAAAGAAGAAGGGCUUAGCAAUUUGUUGGCUGUUGAUUAUGAAACAGGUCAAAUUUGUUCAAAACCGAAGCCUAAUAGAGUUGGUGGUAGUAGUAAAAGACCUAAAAAAUCCUUAAAGUCGAAGAAAAAUGGAAGCUUAUCGAAAAAGACCAGGAAACUUUCUUCAUUAACGGGUUCUCAAAAGCGGAACCAAGAGGAGAAGAAACCGGUUUUGGAGAAGUUUAGUGGUCAACCAGUCAUAGCUUGUGUGCCUUUGAAAGUGGUUUUUAGUAGGCUAAAUGCGUCAUUUAACAGCUCGAUGCGAUCAAGCAGCAAGCCUUUCAAUUAGCUCACUAACUCGGGGUAAAUUAUCACUCAAUCUCUCUUGCGAGCAAUUAUUGACUUUUGAUUGUUUUUUUGUUUUUUGUUUCCUUAGAAUGAUCCCCCUUUUGUGUACAAUAAUGGAAUCUGCUUCUGUUGAGUAAUGCAUAUGGGAAAACAUCAAGGAAGGAGAAGAGAAGAAAAUAGGUUAGAAUCUGGCUAGUGUAUAUAUAAUGUAGCAUGGUUUGAUUGAGCAUCACUAGUAUUAGUGAGCCUUGGUGGGUUAAACUUUGGUUUAAUUUAAGGAGUUUUAUUAAGAGUUGCCCUUAAUUGCAAAUCUAGGGUUUGGACAGCAUUUUUUUUAAGCUUUUGUAGUAUGACUUCUGAGAAGGCCUUGAUUUUGUGACUGUUAUGUUUAAUAUCAACUGUUCUAUAGAGAUCCUUUUGGGUGAACACUGAGUUAGUGACCACUUUUUUUUUUAUGAACGGGAUUGAUUGAUAAAGAAAGGUUUUCGGGUUUCAUAUGUAUUAUGUGAUGUGUGUGUAAUGUCGGUUUGUGGUGCCGAGACAUGAAUUCUGUUUUGUGAACUAUUUAAUAUUCGAUAGAAAUGGUUAUUUUUUUUA
This is a messenger RNA of Impatiens glandulifera, 2857 nucleotides long. RefSeq lists its product as uncharacterized. The coding region runs from base 264 to 2261 and encodes 665 amino acids. The record is from RefSeq and is a predicted model, not a curated record. The transcript is spliced from 4 exons. NCBI's taxonomy places the organism in Eukaryota, Viridiplantae, Streptophyta, Magnoliopsida, Ericales, Balsaminaceae.